GCUGCCGUUCUUUUCCGGCUACACCUGCUCAACCCACCAGGAAGUGCUGGGCGAUAAAUCCUAAAGUAAUAAUCCCUUUUACCUGGAGCGAGAGGAGCGAACAAACAUUAUUAUGCAGUGUAUCCGGGGAAAGCCCUCCGAUUAGAUUCAUGUGAUCGACGCGCGCGAUUAAUGCAGGGUAGAAAACACACCGUCAACUCCCUGCAAGUUGGGGUUAUUGUUUUCCUGCGGUGUAGCGUUUAGUUUUUUUGCGGUCCUAACCUCCCUCCGGCAAUGGGAUGCUGUGGAAGCGCAGAGAGGCCAAAAAGAGAAUGGAAACCUUUGGAGGACCGAAGCUGCACGGAUCUGCCAUGGUUCCUGUUAUUUACAUUGUUCCUUGUGGGAAUGUGUGGCAUCUGUGGGUUUACCAUCGCGACUGGAGGGGCGGCGAGGCUCGUCUUCGGAUAUGACAGCUACGGGAACACGUGUGGCCAACGCAACGAGCCCAUCGAAGGGGUCCGGCUGAGUGGUCUCGACCAUACUGACAGAAAAUUUGUCUUUUUCCUGGAUCCGUGCAACAUAGACAUCAUUCAGAGGAAGAUAAAGUCCAUGGCGCUGUGCGUGUCACAAUGUCCCACAGAGGAACUGGCGACUUACUACGACCUCAAGAGGUUUGCCAUGAUGAAUGGGUCUGAGCUUUGUUCAUAUGAGUUACCUGGUCAUAAGUACCCAAGCCUUCCCGAGCGCUUCGAUAAGUGUCCCAAACUUCCAGUACCAGAGAGCAAAGCUCUUCCAGUGUUUAACCGCUGCACGCCGGUGGAUAUCUCCUGCUAUGCUAAGUUUGCUGAAGCGGUGGUCACGUUUGUCAGUGAUAACAGCAUGUUAAACAGGCUGAUUGCCGGGGUGGCGGCCAGCAAAGAGAUCAUUGUUGGGCUGUGUCUGCUGGCGUUAGUUUUGUCCAUGAUCCUCAUGGUGAUCAUUCGUUACAUCUCUGCUGUCUUGGUUUGGAUCCUCACUGCGCUGGUGGUUCUGGGUUCUCUGGGAGGUACCAGCGUUCUGUGGUGGCUGUACAUAGACUAUAGAAUGACAAUGAAUGAAACCAUGACUAAAGAUCUGCGGGAAACAGAAGAACCCAACAGAGGCAUAAAGACCACCAAAGACCACGCUCAAGGACUGCUCAUCUACGCCGUUUCAGCAACUGUGUUCACUGGAAUUUUGUUGCUUCUGAUGUUGUUUAUGAGGAAGAGGGUGGCUCUGACCAUCGCCCUGUUCCAUGUGGCGGGAAAAGUGUUCAUCCACCUGCCACUGUUGGCAUUGCAGCCCUUCUGCACGUUCCUCGCUCUUUCUCUGUUUUGGGUCUACUGGAUCAUGGUCCUCCUUUUCCUCGGCACUACUGGGAACCCGGAGAAGAAUGAGGAUACCGGCCUGGUUGAGUUCAGGCUCACAGGAGCGCUACAGUACAUGACCUGGUACCACGCAGUGGGACUGAUCUGGAUCAGCGAGUUCAUCCUGGCCUGUCAGCAGAUGACCGUCGCUGGUGCUGUGGUAACCUACUAUUUCACAAGGGACAAAACCAAACUGCCGGUGACGCCCAUCCUGUCAUCAGUGCUGCGGCUGGUGCGGUAUCACCUGGGCACUGUGGCCAAGGGCUCCUUCAUCAUCACCCUCGUCAAGAUCCCACGCCUCAUUCUCAUGUACAUCCACAACCAACUUAAAGGAAAGGAAAACGCUUGCGCACGCUGCAUGCUGAAGGCCUGUAUCUGCUGUCUGUGGUGUCUGGAGAAGUGCCUCAAUUAUCUGAAUCAGAAUGCAUAUGCGGCGACGGCCAUAAACAGCACCAGUUUCUGCACCUCGGCCCGCGAUGCCUUCAUGAUCCUGGUGGAAAAUGCUCUUAGGGUGGCGACCAUCAACACCGUUGGAGAUUUUGUUCUCUUCCUGGGCAAGGUCCUGAUCGUGACGUGCACAGCGUUCGCCGGGGUGUUAGCGCUGAACUAUCAGAGAGAUUACACCGAGUGGGUCCUGCCGCUCAUCAUCGUGUGUCUGUUCGCGUUCCUGGUGGCACACUGCUUCCUGUCCAUCUUCGAGAUCGUGGUGGACGUGCUCUUCCUCUGCUUUGCCAUCGACACCAAAUACAACAACGGCACACCUGGGAGGGAGUUCUACAUGGACAAGGCCCUGAUGGAGUUUGUGGAGAACAGCAGGAGGUCAAUGGCGAUGGAGGAGCGGGGGCGCAGCAAGCGCGCCCGUCCCAAGGAAGAGGUAGAGUUGACGGAGGUUAAGGCCAUGGCUCCCGGGACAAGCUCUGCUUGACCAAAAUCAGCCCAUGGGACUUUUUAAAGACAUUCCAAAAUGUUUAUUUUUACCAAUGUGUAACAUGUUUACUAUGGUUUCACUCCAGGGAAUACAAUAUUUUAAUAAGAAACUGUAAAAAAAUGAAAUAACAAUGUAAUGAAGCACUUUAUAUUGGAGCGCUGCAUAUUUUAAAAAGCCUGAUGCAUUUUUCGUAGUGAUGUCCUUUUUAUAAGACUAAAAAAAAACCCAGUUGCCAUCUAGUGAAACACAGUAUUAAUAAUGUCUAGAAUCACUGUUUUUAUUAUGUCAAUUUUUCAUAACAAACCUUUUUUUAAUUGGUUUUCUUUGCGUUUAUGAGAAACCCACAUACUGCAGUGCAGCACUUGUUCUUUUUAUUUCAUUCAAUUUAAAUAAUGAAGCAUCUAUGCUUUUUAUUUCUUAAUUUUCAAAAAAAGAAGAAAAAAAUGCUCGGUUGUGUUAUUUUACUAAAAUAACGUUACCAUGCCUGAAAAUGAGGGCCUUGUCCUUGCAUUUCACUUGUGUGUAAAAAAAAAAAUGUUGGUUGGUUGGUUUCCCUCCAAUGGUGGUAAUUUUAGUUUGUUUCUGAGUUGCGAUAAAACUGUAAAAGUCCAAAUUUCCUGCUGUGACUGUUAGUGCUGAAAGAAAUUGGGUCUGGUUACCUUAAACUGGGAGGAAGACAUUAAUGGUUUCUUACUACAAUCCACAGUUGCUGUAACUAUAAGUGACAUUAAAACUAAAAGCACAUACAAACAACAAAUAAAACAAACAAUAACUGUUCAGUUACACUACAAGAAGUUUGGAAUCAUUAUAUUUUUACGUUUUUUUGGAAGAAGUCUCUUAUGCUCACCAGGACUGCAUUUAUUUUAUCAAAAAUAUAGUAAAAACAGUAAUGUGAAAUUUAGAGAGGACAUCAGAUGCCCAUUUUCCAAAAGUUGGUAUGAUUCUUUGGGGUCUUCGUGAAAUGUCCAGAACAUACUUUGGUUAAAAUUCUUCAAUGGUCAUGUAAAACGCCCUUUUUUACCUUGUCAAAAACAGCUCUGUUUAAAGCGACUCAUUUUAGUCUCUUUAAAUGAUAAUGAGCUACUCUUCUGUUUUUUUUGGUGUGUGUGUGUGUGUGUAUUCGGUGGCACGUUACCGUCAAAAACAAAACAAAUCCACUGAUGUCGGUUAUGUUCACUUUUACAUCUAACUGCAAAACACCUGCAUUGCUUAUGGUUGUGGGCGGGGCCUGAGCAAUAUGACAUCAUACUGCUCAGAAAAUUAAAACGGCUUGAUAACUGAGACUGUUUAGGUUUUUGGGGAAUACAAAAAGGAGUGAAUGGAUUUUUGUCAUUGUAGGGUGGUUGUGUCCACUCACUGCUAAGACACAUUUAUAGGCAAACACCAAGUAAAAAGUGAAUUUUGCAUCCGAUGUCCCCUUUAAUUGAAUUUUCAGCAUCUUUACUCCAGUCUUCAGUGUCAGAUGAUCCAGAAAUCAUUCUACAAUGCUGAUUUGACGCUCAAGAAACAUUUAUUUUAAUCAGUGUUGAAAACAGCUGUGCUGCUUAAUUUGUCUAUGGAAACCAUGAUACAUUUUUCUUCAAGCUUCUUGAUCGAUGACUAUUAAGUUCAAAAGAGCAGCAUUUAUUAAUUUAUCUUUUUUCUUAACUUUUGUAUGGUAGUGUAUCAUGAUUUCCACAAAAAUAUGAAGCAGCAAGAACUGUUCUCGACAUUAUUAAUAAUAAGAAACCAAAUGAGCACCAAAUCAGUAUAUUAAAAUGAUUUUUGAAGGAUAGUGUGACACUAAAGACUGAAGUAAUGAUGCUGAAAAUUCAGACUUGCGUCACAAGAAUAAAUUACAUUUUAAAAUAUAUUAAAACUGUUUCUAUUUUACAAUAUUGCUGUUUUUACUGUAUCAAAUAAAUGCAGCCUUGGAAAACUGUAAUAAUUCCAAACGUUCGAUGUGUACCUAGAAAUGGUUUGUUAGCUGCAAAGCUAGUUCAAAACAAUUCAUCCUUCAAAGAAUCUCAAGGCUACUCCUGUUCUUAAAUCAGCAGCGGGGCAAUUCUGGUGCUGCGACGUGGCUUGGAAAUUGUUUUGAUUGUUAAAAGUAACAUGACUUUGCCUCACUUGACAGAAGUUGAGUGCAUGAGCAUCCAAAAUGUGCAUCCACAGCAUAAAGCACCCAUCUUUCCUUGGGUGCGGUUCUUCAUUCAACAUGUAGAGGGCGAACAAUGGCGAAAUGUUGCCUUUUUUGUUUGGAAGAUAUGUAUGUUGUCUUUACAGCACGACAUUUACCAUUUCAGUUGUUAUCUUUUGCAACCAAUGGAGAGUUUGGUCUUUCCGCAUCAAACUUAAGUCUUCCGACUCAUGCAAAGUAUUUUGAAGCAAAACGUUUUAUUUUCUGCUAGACAGUGCUGUGGGUGAGUAGAGUCACAUGAAACUUGCAUUUGCCUUAACCAACUGAGUGAAUGUCGCCCCCUGCUGGAUUACAUAGACUAGUUGAGUACAGCACAUGAAACAGCUCAUAAGCCUUAAACAGAUCUAAACAUUCACUAAUUCAACCAACCCAUCGAAUGCCAGAACGUGUUAAACGCGGCUGAGGAGAAUAUAUAUAAUUUAUUCACGCACAGAGGAAUCUGCAGGCUUACGUUUUUGUUUUCUAACAAAUGUCAGAUUUAGCAAAAAUGUUUGUUGUGUGUGCAGUUUUUGUAUGGAUGUUUUAAACGUCAUGUUACAUAUUGAUAAAUAUUGACUGAGGAAUAGUUUUUUCACCAUUUUUAUUCAAGUUUUCGUGUCUUGCAUUGGAGGGAAAUGUGAGUUGUCUUCAAAUGAGGUAAUCUUUUUUAGGAGGGUUCAGAAAUGAACAGUGUAACUUUGAGAUAUUAAAAGCAUGAAUUAAGAAAAAAAAAUCUAAGAGAUUUAACAUUUGCCACACGAAACUUAUGCUGAAAGCAUGUUAAAUAUUGCACUAAGAUGGCAUACAUUAAACACAGAGAUGAAUUAAUGAUAGCUGUAAAACAUUUAUAGUUCAAAUCGUCUUAUAGCGCAUUCAAUAUAGAGAUGUUUCAUAAAUGUUUCAUGAAAAUCUUCUCUGUCAACAAAAUUGUCUUUUAAAUGCUUGACGUUGCAGUUUCUGGUUACGCAACCCAGUUUUAUCAGGUAACAUGAACUUGAUGACUGAACAAGUAGGUUGUGUUUCAAGACAAAUGGUGGAACUUGCCUUUUAGGGUGAAUCUCACAAAAACACAUCACCCCAAAAUAAAAACAAAGAGAAAAAUGCAUAAAGAACAUUAGAACCAAGGUUAUUUGUAAUUGUGACAUUAUUUUUAUGAGGAUUUUAAAAGGAAAUGUGCUCAAUUUUAAUUACUGUAAUGCAUUUUUUUGCCUAUUAUUAGUAAUUCAUUUUUGUGUCAUUUAACAAUAUUUAACAGCAUAAAAGUAAAAUACAAAGUACUGUGUUACACAGUACAAUACAGUAAUUAUUUUUAUUUUUUUACAAUAAUGUCAACAAUGCAAAAAAUCUAAAAAUGUUUUGUUUAUGCAGGAAAAAAAAACAGGUUUUGUGAGAUACAUCUUUUGUUGAACUAAGAUCAGUUUUUUGGACUCAAAGUGAUUGAACUUAGGGAUUUGGACUGAAAAACUGACCUUACAAUGGGCAUUUACUGCCUGAGAACGUUUUUCCUCUUUUUUUUCUUUAACGGACUCCAGUGUCCUAAUCACUGGAAUGGGAUUUUUUUUCGGCCGCAGACAUCGGCUUUGGCUCACAACUCCACUUUAUAUUGCCAAAUGUGCACAAAGGAAAUGUAAGAAGUGCACGAACUCUCUCGUAUGCUAUCUGGUUGAAAACCAGUUGGCUUUUGUUUUUUGUUCACAGCCUUUUUCUUCUUUCUCUAAAUCACUGAAAGCAUCUCAGUAACAGCCGUGACAUCUCUAGUCCUGUCAGUGUGUAUUAGAAAGAGACAGACGAGCUGUGCUUAGAGGCAAGCUAGUAAACCCAUAACCACUGUACACACACACACACACACACACACACACACAAACACACACACGACCUGCAUGCUCCUGACCUGGGACUUUUCUAACUCUUUAAAACAAUGAGCCAUUUUUGUAGGAACGUGAACUGUUUGGCAUUAGAAUACAUGUGACUUAACACUGAUAGAACAAUAGCUUUAUUAUGCGACAAGCCACUGUUUUUAUUUUUGUUUUCGAGAUGAGAUUGUGAGUCUGUUUCUCCUCUUCAUUUUGGGAAACUGUGCUUCUGUUCGUGUCACACGGGGGAAUAGGCCGAUUCUGUUAUCGGAUACAGUCGUGGAUAGGCAAUACAUCAGUUUACUCCUCUGGUGUGAUAUUAGCUAUUAGCUCUUACCUGCAGUAAAGUUGUUUGUAACAUUGAACUAAGUUUUUGUUGAUUUGUUUGAUUUUUAUAUUUAUGAUUUCAUAUGUAUCCUGUUUUUUAAAGUAAUAAAAUGGGGAAAAAAAGGACAA
Messenger RNA from Labeo rohita (rohu), 6759 nucleotides. RefSeq names its product solute carrier family 44 member 1b (gene slc44a1b). The transcript has 16 exons. Gene Ontology annotation, cellular component: membrane. NCBI's taxonomy places the organism in Eukaryota, Metazoa, Chordata, Actinopteri, Cypriniformes, Cyprinidae. Gene Ontology annotation, molecular function: transmembrane transporter activity. The record is from RefSeq and is a predicted model, not a curated record. The coding region runs from base 274 to 2289 and encodes 671 amino acids. Gene Ontology annotation, biological process: transmembrane transport.